CGAAAAAUUUUUAAAAUUGUAACAAAGUGUAUUCACCCCCCCUCUAGACUUUGUAUCUCACCACUUUGGGACCACCAAUUGGUAUCGGAGCAUCCUUCUCACUAUCUACAUUUAGAUUAACGAGAAGCGAUCAUAAUGGUGAACAAUAUGGAUCACGGUUUGCCCAAGUUUUCUCUUCUAGGUUAUGAUGAUUGGAAAAUCAUGAUGGAAGCACACCUUUACGCCCUACAUGAUUGCAUGUGGAUGGUGCUUGAGGAUGGACCCUUGAAAAUCCAAAUGGAGAACCCUGAGAGGAAUCCGGCCAAUCCUGAUGUUGUCCAGUACAUUCCAAAGCCCAAGGAGAAAUGGGAUGAUAGAGAUUGCAAGAAGCACAAUCUGGACAACGUCGCCAAAGCAGCCAUCUUCAAGACACUUGAUCCCAUCACCUUCUUCAAGAUCAAGCAUCUCAAGACUGCCAUGGAGAUUUGGCAAGGUCUUGGGAAGCUGUGUGAGGGAUCGGAGGACCUGAGAAAGCAGAAGAUAGAAGUGCUGCUUGAAAAGUUCAAAAGCUUCAAAAUGCUUCCCGGAGAAUCAUUUGAUAUAUUGGAUGAAAGAUUCCACAAAAUCUUAAAUGAUCUUGCAUCACUUAACCACAUUCUUUCUCCCAAAGAAAAGAAUGUAAGGUUACUGAGAUCUCUUCCAACUGAGUGGUACACAAAAGCCACAGCCAUGGAAGAAGGAAGAAACCUGGAGAACUACACUGUCCAAGGUCUCCUUGAUGAGCUCAGAACCUAUGAGCAUGAGCUGAUGAAGAAGAAGGAAGAACAAGUCACUCCCUUCCCCACGAAACCUGGUCAUUGGAAGUCAGCGUGCCCGUACCCAAAGGUGGAGAAGUACGGAGAAAGAGAAAGGAAUGAAAAGAAGAAGAAAGCAAUGGUUGCAGCUGAAAGUGACGAGUCAUCCAGCUCAAGCUCGGAUGAAGAAGCCCUCGUCUGCAUGGAGCGCAGAGCUGAGAAGUCCAACCAUGAGGAUCGGUUGACUAUUUCCAAAAGGAAAGGGAGAACAACUUACAUUCCUCCUAAACCUACUGCCAAAUCCAAUAAGCAGAAAGGAAAGGAAAAGGAGAAACCCACAGAAGUUGCCAAAAAGGAAGCCGCUAAGUACCCAGGUGUCUGGUACUUAGACAGUGGCUGUUCAAGACACAUGACGAGUGAUGCGAGUCUUUUGAGCAAUCUAAUUCCCUAUGAUGGUCCAAGAGUUACUUUUGGAGGAAGCAAUGACUUUGGCCUUACUAAAGGGCUAGGAAAUCUGGUGUACAAGGGACUAACCAUCCAAGCUGUAUCUUAUGUGGAAGGUCUCAAUUAUAACCUUCAGAGCAUAAGUCAGUUUUGUGAUAAAGGUUACUCCUUGGAAUUCUGCAAGGACUGUUGGGAAACGAGGCUUGGAUAACGUAGCGGAAAACAAAAUUUUAUAGUCGAAAACUCGAUUCCACCCAAGAACAACUUACGUAAAUUACUAGCUAUAGUAAGAAAUUUACCUUAACGGUGAAAACGGAGAAUGGAGGAACGGUCGGAGAUGGUUUUGAGGAGAUGAACGUAGCGCCAAACGUAUGAAGCCUCCAACGUAUCCACACGAACUUGCUCCGGAGUCCAAGAUUAAACUUGUGCUAGCAAGUUUAAUAUAGGAUAGUAAAAACUAUAAUAAUACUACUUUGGGAGUAAUAAAUAUAUAGUAAAAUAUUUAUCUUAUA
This is a messenger RNA of Cuscuta campestris, 1729 nucleotides long. The record is from the annotation of a GenBank genome assembly. Lineage: Eukaryota; Viridiplantae; Streptophyta; Magnoliopsida; Solanales; Convolvulaceae.